Danio rerio (zebrafish) is the source of this 1161-nucleotide messenger RNA. RefSeq names its product nonhomologous end-joining factor 1 (gene nhej1). Gene Ontology annotation, biological process: double-strand break repair via nonhomologous end joining; double-strand break repair. Gene Ontology annotation, cellular component: nucleus; chromosome. NCBI's taxonomy places the organism in Eukaryota, Metazoa, Chordata, Actinopteri, Cypriniformes, Danionidae. The record is from RefSeq and is marked provisional.
GUUUGUACUGAUUGUGUACAGUGUCCUGUGUGGAGAUGGAGGCUGUUCUGUCUGCUCUGCCGUGGGUCCCAGUGAACAUCAGUGGUUCUGAUCUACUGGCCAAAGCCUGGUUUGGUGACUCUCAGUACCGCGUCCUGCUGACUGACCUGAGCACUGUGUGGGAAGAAGAGAUGAGCACAGAUGACAUCCAGAGCCGAGCACAGGAUCUGAACAAGCGUUUACGGGCUCCUGCACAGGCGUUUUUCUCUCAUCUGUGUUCUGUGGCUCGGCCCUGUUUCUCUGGACUGGAUGAGGAUCAGAUCUCUGCAGCACAGGCGGCUCUUGAACAGCAUGGUGAAAGCCUGACGGUCAAGCUCAAGAGUGAACUGGCUGGACUACCCUUCUACUGGGAGUUUAGAUGUACAACAACGCCUGUAGCAGUGGUGUGCAGGCAGCUUGUGCGCCCCCUUCUGGCCAUGACUCUAGUCUUGCAGCGACAGGCCGAGGAUCUUGCAGCUCUUUUGGCCCGUAAGGAUGCAGAAAUACAGGACUAUCAGGAGAACGGAGCCGUCCUGAGUCGAGCCAGACUCCAGACAGAGCCGUUCGAGGUGCAUCAGUACAAGGAGAACUUCAUCACGCAGAUUUUACCACAGAUGAAUGUGACGCUGGACAGUUUGGGCUUUGACUCUGAGCUGCAGGCCUUGUACAUGGCAGUGAAUUCAGGGAAAACGGGUCGAAAACGCAAACACUCUCCUGACAGCAGCCCUGCAGCAGAAGAAAAUCACAUCACUGAUCAUCAACACAUCUCUGAGUCCACAGGUGUUGGGCCUUCACUGGCUUCUCAAGAGCACAAUAAAGCCAAAGAAUCUGGAAGAUCUCAAGUGGCGAACAGUCAACAGACUCUCCCGUUAUCAUCUACUGCUGGGUCUGAGGAUCGGUCCACCUCUCGGGCCAAGAAGAAGAAAGCAGUGGGACUUUUUCGGUGACAGACAGUUCAUGCUUCGGAAUCAGAAUAACACUAUACAUAUGGACACUUAUAGUUCCUUUAUGCUUUAUAAACAUUUUUAAUCCUUUUAGGUUGGAUUUUUAAGGGAUGUUGGACAUUUUAAUGUUGUUUUUAUUUUGUAUGCCCGUCUUAACAAUAAUGUCUUAAAGAUAAUGAAUAAAAUAUUGCUUUUAUUA